UGGGUGAAUGUCUCCUUUUACACGACUAGCGAUUGCCAGUCCAGUACUAAACCACUGGCUGUGUAGCUGCCCUGGAAAUAGGGCACAUAAACAGUGACAGGCACGUGACCGCGGGCAGUCAAAGUGGGCGGGGCCGUUCCUGUAGCAGCUGCUGGUGCCUGGAUGGGAUCAGUACGUACAAAGUGCCGGGGAACUGAAGUCCUGCAAACACUUUCUAGCUUCACCGUCCCAGCACCGGGGAAAACCAGCUUGCCUAUGUGGGUGCAACAUGCCGGGGGCCGGGCUCCUUCCCCUGGGCGCUUUUCUGCUCCUGCUCUCCGCUGCUUCUCUCUGCACAGGCCUGAAGUGUGUGUGCCUGCUAUGUGAGAACACAAACUACACCUGCCAGACAGAAGGGGCCUGUUGGACAUCUGUGAUGCUCACCCAUGGGAAGGCGGAGGUGCUUAAAUCCUGUAUUUCACUGCCGGAAUUUAAAGCUCAGGUUUUCUGCCACAGUUCUAACAAUAUCACCAGGACCGAGUGUUGCCUGUCAGAUUUCUGUAACAAUAUAACACUCCGACUGCCGGCAGUGACUCCGGGAGUGUCCCAUAUGGGCCAUGUGGAACUGACAGUUAUCAUCACUGUAUGUAUAUGCCUCUUGUCAAUAGUCAUAAUGGGGACUGCAUAUGUCUGUCAGGGCCGCUACUGCACUAAGAAGAAAUCCAGGCGGCAAUGUGUUGAGGAGCCUCUUACAGAAUGUCCCUUGGAUAUUGCUGGGAAGUCACUUAAAGAUCUUAUUUAUGACAUGACAACUUCUGGAUCUGGGUCGGGUUUGCCUCUGCUGGUCCAAAGAACUAUUGCAAGGACUGUUGUCAUUCAAGAAAUUGUCGGCAAAGGACGAUUUGGAGAAGUGUGGUGUGGAAAGUGGUGUGGGGAAAAUGUGGCUGUAAAGAUCUUUUCCUCUAGGGAUGAAAGGUCCUGGUUCCGGGAGGCUGAGAUAUAUCAGACAGUUAUGCUAAGGCAUGAAAAUAUCCUUGGCUUUGUUGCUGCUGAUAAUAAAGAUAAUGGCACUUGGACUCAGCUGUGGCUUAUUUCAGAAUACCACGAACAGGGUUCCUUGUUUGAUUACCUAAAUCGCAACACUGUAACUAUUGGUGGAAUGAUGAAACUGGCACUGUCUAUAGUCAGUGGGCUGGCACACCUACACAUGGAAAUUGUUGGUACUCAAGGGAAACCUGCCAUUGCUCACAGAGAUCUAAAAUCCAAAAAUAUUCUAGUGAAGAAGAAUGAAACUUGCUGCAUUGCAGAUCUGGGUCUGGCUGUGAAACAUGAUUCCAUAACUAAUUCAAUAGAUAUCCCUCAAAAUCCUAGAGUAGGAACCAAGAGGUAUAUGGCACCGGAAUUGCUGGACGAUUCAAUAAACACAUAUCACUUUGACUCGUUCAAAUGUGCAGACAUCUAUUCCCUUGGCCUGGUGUACUGGGAGAUCGCCAGGAGAUGUUCAGUGGGAGGAGUUGUUGAUGAAUACCAGUUGCCUUAUUAUGACAUGGUGCCUUCAGACCCUUCUUUGGAAGACAUAAGGAAGGUGGUCUGUGAGCAGAAGUUGCGACCCAGCAUACCAAAUCAGUGGCAGAGUUUUGAAGCUUUGCGAAUCAUAGGCAGAAUAAUGCGGGAAUGUUGGUAUGCCAACGGAAAGGCCCGACUGACCUCCCUUCGCAUUAAGAAGACCAUCUCUCAGCUUUGUGUCGAAGAGGAUUACAAGCUGUAAAAUGGGAUACUGCCCAAAAUACACAAACUGAUAAUGCUGUACUUGGGUCGGCUUGUAUUUGUUCUACCUCAGAAGUAGCAAGUGCCAGGCGAACAUACCAAGAAAUGGCUCUGAUGGCAGCUUCUUGGUGACUGCGGUUCGUAAGCAACUCGGCUGUUAAACUUUUUUAUGGUAUUAUUGGGAAAUGUAUUUGCUAGAAAAAUAUGGUCAGAUAUACUGUAAUAUAUUGAACCUGCAAUGGCCUUAAAGCUAAAUAACUCCUGCCCCCCCCCC
Messenger RNA from Xenopus laevis (African clawed frog), 2020 nucleotides. RefSeq names its product activin A receptor type 1C S homeolog (gene acvr1c.S). The coding region runs from base 269 to 1747 and encodes 492 amino acids. Lineage: Eukaryota; Metazoa; Chordata; Amphibia; Anura; Pipidae. The transcript has 9 exons. The record is from RefSeq and is a predicted model, not a curated record.